AAUUGAUAGCAGCAUUGGUUGUGUGGAGAAGAAGGAGGCUGCGGAAUUGGGUUUGUCAAGCAAGCAAUUGAGGCCCACUGUGGUUCUGCCAUGCGUCUUGCCAAAUCCAGAGGUUAACUUGGAGCUGCUUGAGGGUAAAGUUGGAUGUGAGCUGCGAAGAAUCAGACAGGGAUCGUAAUGGGGAAAAGCUGUAAGGUGGUGGUAUGCGGCCUGGCAGCUGUAGGUAAAACAGCUGUCCUGGAACAAUUGCUUUAUGCCAAUCACAUUGUGGGUUCAGAGCCCAUGGAAACUUUGGAGGACAUCUACAUUGGGUCCAUUGAGACAGACCGGGGUGUGCGGGAACAAGUCCGCUUUUAUGACACGCGAGGGCUGAGAGAUGGCGUGGAAUUCCCACGCCACUACUACUCCUUUGCGGAUGGCUUUGUACUGGUCUAUAGUAUAGACAAUAAGGAGUCCUUCAAACGCAUGGAGGCGCUGAAGAAAGACAUUGAUCGUUAUCGUGAUAAGAAAGAGGUCACCAUCGUGGUGCUGGGGAACAAGGGGGACCUGCAGGACCAGAAGAGAGUGGAAUCUGAGGUUGCACAACACUGGGCCAAGACAGAGAAGGUGCGCCUGUGGGAGGUGUCGGUAGCCGACCGGCGCACACUGAUCGAGCCCUUCGUGUACCUGGCGAGCAAGAUGACCCAGCCGCAGAGCAAGUCCACCUUCCCGUUGAGCCGCAACAAGAACAAGGGCGGCGGCUCUCUGGACAGUUGAGAACCAGCAGCAGUGGGGAUGAUGGGAAAGCCUUCAGCUACUAUCCAACCAACAGGCAGACGCACACAUGCGUAAAUACUCAGGAGGCUUAUUGACUGACAGACACAUCUACACUCAGAAUGAAUGGACAAUCAGACAAUCCAAGCAGACUGCAACUGUUUAAAUAAUGGAAAUAUGGAUGGAUGUGGACAUAGAUAUGGAACUUGUGAGGUGUACUGUUCAGCAUGUGGGAGUAAAUUGGAUCUGACCACAACAAAAGCUAGCAGCAUUAAUCUAGGAAUGCUCUUAGUUAUAAGGCAGGAUAACACAGCCAUGUGUUUAUUAGCACUCCCAACUCUGUCAAAAGGUUCAGUACUGCCUCCCACAGUAGCUUCCUGUUAAAUUUAAGUAAUGAUUAGGUUUUCGUUAAAAAAUGCAUUCCUUCAAAGCAUAUCUCAAUAUUUAGUAUUUAGUGGUAAAUUAUAAGACCAUGUACACCGACUGAAUGUGGACCAAUAAUUUCAGUGCCUGCUCAGACCUAUUUACUGUAUCUGUGCAGGUCAAUGAAACUUAUUUUUAAAUAUUACUUUUUUCCUUAUGGCACUGGCUAAUUUAUGGCUGUGUAUUACAGGUUGAACAGACAAUGGGACCAUGACUGUUGCAUUAUGUAUUUUACUACUGGUUUGUGGGUUAAUGCUGUUACUGUUGUCUAUAGUAUUUAUCAGGUCAUAUAUCAGGCUGACUGUCAUUGUCUGACAUUUAAACUGGUUUUAAAAAAAUACUACAUUUGCUUUCAUUUCAACUUCUGAAUACAUAGGAUCUUGUUUUAUGUAAUGUCUCAACAGAAUACACUGGUGAAAUAAGAACACAUGCACUGUUAAGUGCAGUGAGUCAUGCAGGGAUGUUUUAUUCAUUAUAUCCUAAAGCAUCUACUCUUUCAAUAUGAAAGAUAUGUUUAUGUUACAGAAAGUAGAUACUGUUGGCUAAUGCCGUGGAAAGCCAUUCCAAUGUACUCUGUAUCCUUAUGUGUAGUAAAUGGCCAUUUUCAUUCUU
This is a messenger RNA of Anguilla rostrata (American eel), 1788 nucleotides long. RefSeq names its product NFKB inhibitor interacting Ras-like 2 (gene nkiras2). The transcript has 4 exons. NCBI's taxonomy places the organism in Eukaryota, Metazoa, Chordata, Actinopteri, Anguilliformes, Anguillidae. Gene Ontology annotation, molecular function: GTPase activity; GTP binding; GTPase activating protein binding. Gene Ontology annotation, biological process: Ral protein signal transduction; canonical NF-kappaB signal transduction. The record is from RefSeq and is a predicted model, not a curated record. Bases 178 to 756 code for a protein of 192 amino acids.